UUUUUAUAGCACGGAGCGGUUUUCCUCCGAUGUAAACGGUCCCUUAACCAGUUGGGGCAAUAUUGGCAGAGGAGAAGAAGACACUGGAGUUGUAGCCGUUGGUGCCAGUUGCACGACCGAGCAUGCAGUGAAUCUGUAGUUUUUCUUUGUAUUUGCAAUAUGAAGAAUGGAAGAAGACGAUGUCACUAUCAGAGAGCAGAAUUUCCACAGCCAAGUUCGAGAGUACAUCAUUUGCUUCCUCCUGUUCGCGGUCCUCUACAUUGUGUCCUACUUCAUCAUCACUAGAUACAAGAGGAAGAGCGAUGACCACGAGGAUGAAGAUGCUGUUGUCAAUAGAAUAUCAUUUUACUUGUGCACCUUCACCCUGGCAGUGUCGGGUGGUGCCGUCUUCCUACUGCCUUUCUCAAUCAUUAGUAACGAGAUCCUCCUCUCCUUCCCCAAAAACUAUUACAUUCAGUGGCUCAAUGGCUCCCUCAUUCACGGACUGUGGAACCUGGUGUCACUGUUCUCCAACCUUUGCCUCUUUGUCCUGAUGCCCUUUGCCUAUUUCUUCCUGGAGUCUGAGGGAUUCGCAGGAUCUAAAAAGGGCAUUAAGGCGCGUAUACUCGAGACCUUUGUGAUGCUCUUCCUGCUGGCUUUGCUCAUCCUGGGCAUCGUGUGGGUGGCGUCAGCGCUCAUUGACAAUGAUCCAGCCUGUAUGGAGUCACUCUACGAUCUUUGGGAAUUUUACCUACCAUACCUCUACUCCUGUAUAUCUCUGAUGGGAGGACUGCUUUUACUCAUGUGCACUCCUGUGGGAUUGUCCAGGAUGUUCACCAUCAUGGGCCAGUUACUAGUGAAGCCAACAAUCCUGGAGGACCUGGAUGAGCAGAUUUACUGCAUCCAUUUGCAGGAGGAAGCCCUUCAGAGGAGAUUAAAUGCAGGACCGUCCUCACACAUGUAUACGCGAGAAAGGGUUACUCUGCAGCUCAACAAAGAACUGGACAAUAUUAGAAAUCAGAGGAAUAAAUUGGAGAGAAGAAAGAAAGCAUCGGGUUGGGAGAAGAACUUGUUGUAUCCCAUAGUGAUGCUGAUCCUGCUCGCAGGCACGACAAUCUCAGUGCUUAUGGUGGCAUUUAAUAUCCUCUACCUUCUGGUGGAUGAGACUGCCAUGCCCAAAGGAUCCACGGACCGAGGCAUUGGGAACACUUCUCUGUCCACAUUUGGCUUGGCUCAGGCGGUGCUGGAGAUCAUCCUCAUGUUCUACUUGAUGGUGUCCUCUGUCGUUGGCUUCUACAGCCUGAGAGUCUUUGAGGGACUCACUCCCAGGAACGAUGACACAACCAUGACAACGAUCAUCGGUUGCUGCGUCUCCAUUUUGGUCCUGAGUUCAGCCCUGCCAGUGAUGUCCAGAACUCUAGGUAUCACCAGGUUUGAUCUCCUGGGAGACUUCGGGAGAUUUAAUUGGCUGGGGAACUUUUACAUUGUCCUUUCAUACAACUUGCUGUUUGCGGUUGUGACAACACUCUGUCUUGUGAGGAAAUUCACCUCAGCAGUACGGGAAGAGCUUCUCAAGGCCUUAGGUCUGGAUAAAUUGCAACUGUCAAACAGCCCCACGGACCCUGAAUCUGGAAAGCUCUCGGCCAACGGGCAUCAGAAAACUCUGUGAAAGGGACGAUAGAUCAACACACAUAUACACCUUAGCACAGCCAAAGGGAGAUUUUGACAGUACUGCCUGGCUACUGAAAGGUAAAAGGGAUUGGAAGGAACUUGGUAAUACCCAGGCAAUGUCUGACGGAUGCUGCAAUUGGAGGCUGAGAGCAAUUUAGCUUUGUGACAUUCCAUCCUCUGCGUCUCGGGUGGAAGCUGGGACAGAGCCAGGGAUGAGACUGAGGAGUGAAAUAGACUGGCAUCACUGCAGUGACCUUGAUGGUGACCUCAACCGCAACUGUGACUUUAAACCACCCAUCUCUUGCUUCAGCACCCCCCCCCCCCCCCCCCCCAAGCAUUGUUACCUGUUUUUCUUCUACAACCUCCUCCCCACUGCACUAAAGUAAAGCAGGUCAAACAAAGUAUUUUAUCUACAUCACCAUGCUCCUCCUCUGUCCUCAGUAUAGUAAAUAGACCCCCGCGAUCCAAUUAGAGUAAUUUUUCAGUCAGUAUGUACAUGGCGUCGGUGAUACAUGGAGCAUUUGCAGUUGAUGGUCUCUAAUCUUUGGUCUUUUGUUGUUAUGUGAACUGAUGCAGGCAAGAUAAGGUGUCAAUUUGUCUUUGUUUUGUUUUGUUUAAUCUUACAAUGUGAAAAUGUGGAGCAUGAAAGAAGUCAGUUAUUCACUCAUCACCUCCGAUGCAUAAAACUGCACGGCAUCAAUACAAUCCACAUUAUAUGCAUUGGCACCGUCAUUAUUGAUGGGCCUCAUUCGUCUUUUUUAUUUGGCUUUACUGAAGUGCGCUUUAACUUUAUUGAUGAUGUCAUUCGUUGGUAUGAAGUAGGGUAAGAACUUAUUUUAGGUGCUCUAGAUUAGACUCGAGCUACUCUACAAAUAGGAAACUAUGGGAGUUGCAUCGACUUCAGUUCCAAAGAGCAGAAUGCUUUAGUUUAUUAGAGCUGAGCCUGUGGUUGUAUUUCCUAGAAUUUAAUUUUUUGCCUAUGUAAAAAAAACAUCAUCACAUUUUUGCUCUUCCCCCCCCCCCCCCCCCCCCUAAACACAAUAUUUUAAAUUCACAGGGCACAGAAAACAUUUGUCAAAUAGUUUGUCAUUUUUGUAAAAGUUGUAUUUACUUGUACAUAUUAUAUUGUGUUUCAUACUUCUUUUGCAUUAUUUGGAUGUAAAUAUUAGGCUCCCGUUGAGCCCACUGAGGGUCUGACUCACUCAGCAAUCUGUAUUUUGUUGUACAUAUUUUUUUAUAAACACCUAAAUCUAAUGCAAACCUGCAACAGUCUUCACAUACAGAAUGCAUGAGUGAGAAUGUGCAACUCUGCGGCCGGUAGAGCGACUUGGUGACUCAGGCCUAAUUGACACGUCGUUUAUUGCUGCAAACUCUUCUGAACUGUGACGUUCUUUGUCUCCAGUACCACCUUGAAUGCCUUAUACGACGAGCAUCUCGCAGGCUUCGUGUUAAGGUUGUUUCUUGUUCCGUGUUGUUUGUUAAUGUACGCGUACUUGUGUGUACAAGUACACGGUUUGUCUCGCAGACAGUUCCACUGUGAUCCCCCGUACGCCACCAAGACUCUAGUCUCAAGCCAGCUAGAUAUAAUGUACACAUCGCUUUUCGUCUUGAAUGUUUUCACAGUCGCUCUUAUGAAGUGAGAAGCUUAAUUUUGAGACUCAUUUGUUGCCCGUAAGGCUAGAAUAGGGUUGAGUGAUCCAAGGAUGUUAUCUCUAUGGCGUUAUAGAUGUCAUGUGUUUUCAUGGUGACUAAAAGUGACACGGCGAUGACAAAAGAAAAGGAAUUAAGAGAAAUGUCCAUUUAUAUAUGCAUUUGAAACGUUUGUUUCCGAGGACAGGGAAUGUUCUACAUCACAGCUGUCUACCAUUGGUUGUUCCUGUAUUACAAAGUCUGGAUUUAAAGAAAAUGUUGCAACUCUGUUAUGAAACUCACGGUGAAGCCGCCUCCUCCAAUAAGCAAAUUGAACUGAGAAUGUUUUGUAAAGGGGGACCUGUACAGCUUUGACCAUCCCGAAACCAAAGCAAGACUGUUUCUGAUUUUGAAUAUCAUUUCAAAAACGGUUUUACCAAAAGUCUUAAAUGGGCAAAAACAUUUGGUAGAUUUUCUAGUAUGUUGUGUGCGCCAUUUCAUUGGAUACUGUGAAUCAUCAACAUGAGCCAAAGUGACAUGGCGAAGCAAAACGGAUGAUACUAUAAAUUAGCAAAAUAUCAUUUCAAAUGUUGGAUGAAUUUAAAAAAAUAAAUUAAAAAAAGUUAAAAUAUAUGUAUGACUUGAUCUGGAUGGGCUGCAUUAACUACAUGGAUGAGUUCAAUCGUGGUUGUGCAUCCAUCCACUCAGCUGCAGACUUUGGUAACAGUGACGUGUCGCUGCCCUCAGAAUGUUGCAUAAAGAACUGGGAGACAUUUUCUUUUUUGGUUGCCUUUACAGUUCAUCUUUGUUGUUGAGAGUUGGCCUGUAAGUGAAACAGCUUUUUUUUGUCUGUCAGUUGGUCGCUGCACGUCAUUUUUGGUACACGUUUUGUGAAUGUAUUCUUUUUUUUUUUUUUUACAAUUUCUCAGUUUGCUAAAUGUAUGUUUGGUCAUUUUUUUGAUGUUUGUGUGUUUGCAAAUAAAACGUAG
This is a messenger RNA of Cyclopterus lumpus (lumpfish), 4268 nucleotides long. It is a transcript of the gene lmbr1, whose product is annotated as limb development membrane protein 1. The record is from RefSeq and is a predicted model, not a curated record. Bases 167 to 1648 code for a protein of 493 amino acids. Gene Ontology annotation, molecular function: transmembrane signaling receptor activity. The transcript has 17 exons. Gene Ontology annotation, biological process: signal transduction. Lineage: Eukaryota; Metazoa; Chordata; Actinopteri; Perciformes; Cyclopteridae.